CAGAGGAGCGAGCCUGGCGGGCGGGCGGGAGGCGGUCGGGCUUCGACGGAGGCGGUGGCGGCUGGGUCUCCCGGACAGCGACGCAGCGUGCGGGCGGCCGCGACAGAACCGGCGAAAGCUCCGCAGCCCGCUCGCAGCCGCCGCCUGGCCGCAGCCAGGCCGAAGAGCGCCGCGGCGGGCGCGCGGCCUGUGAGGGCGGCCGGAGCGGCGGGCGCGGCGCGGCACCGAGCGUCCUGUCAGGCGGUCGAGGGCGCCGCGGACCUGCGCCGCGAUGAUGCCGAUGAUAUUAACCGUUUUCUUGAGCAACAAUGAACAGAUUUUAACAGAAGUUCCUGUAACACCCGAAACAACCUGUCGAGAUGUUGUAGAAUUUUGCAAGGAACCUGGAGAAGGAAGUUGCCAUUUAGCUGAAGUGUGGAGGGGAAAUGAGCGCCCCAUACCCUUUGAUCACAUGAUGUAUGAACAUCUGCAGAAGUGGGGGCCACGCAGGGAAGAAGUGAAAUUUUUUCUUCGACAUGAGGACUCACCAACAGAGAGCAAUGAGCAAGUUGGCCGUCAAACCCAAGAGCAACGAACUCAGAGAAAUAUUAUAAAUGUACCUGGAGAAAAACGCACUGAAAAUGGGGUUGGGAAUCCACGUGUUGAACUCACCCUGUCAGAACUCCAAGAUAUGGCAGCGAGGCAGCAACAACAAAUUGAAAAUCAGCAACAGAUGUUGGUUGCCAAGGAACAGCGUUUACAUUUUCUAAAGCAACAGGAGCGCCGUCAACAGCAAUGUAUUUCUGAAAAUGAAAAGCUUCAGAAAUUGAAAGAACGAGUUGAAGCCCAGGAAAACAAGCUGAAGAAAAUCCGUGCCAUGAGAGGACAAGUUGACUACAGCAAAAUCAUGAAUGGCAAUCUGUCUGCUGAAAUAGAGCGGUUCAGUGCCAUGUUCCAGGAGAAGAAGCAGGAAGUGCAGACUGCAAUUUUAAGAGUGGAUCAGCUGAGUCAGCAGUUGGAAGAUUUAAAGAAAGGAAAACUGAAUGGGUUCCAGUCUUACAAUGGCAAGUUGACAGGACCAGCAGCCGUGGAGCUAAAAAGACUAUACCAAGAACUACAGAUUCGUAACCAGCUUAACCAAGAACAGAAUUCAAAACUCCAGCAGCAGAAGGAACUCCUAAAUAAACGGAACAUGGAAGUGGCUAUGAUGGACAAGCGAAUCAGUGAGCUCCGUGAACGUCUUUAUGGGAAAAAGAUCCAGCUGAACCGUGUGAAUGGCACGUCGUCACCACAGUCACCCCUGAGCACAUCUGGCAGGGUCGCUGCUGUGGGGCCUUACAUGCAGGUUCCUAGUGCCGGAAACUAUCCUGUCCCAGGAGACCCCAUAAAGCCCCAGUCUCUCACUAUUGCUUCAAAUGCCACCCAUGGAAGAUCCAAAUCCGAUGGCCACAAUAAGCCUAGAGUGACCAGCUCCUGGACAGUGUCAGACCUCGACGUUGGGCCUGACUGCGGCUCCUCACAGCAUUCUGCAAGCCCAUGUGUAAACCCUAAUGAUGGAAACUGGCCAACAUUAAAACAGAAUUCUAGCUCUUCAGUGAAACCAACGCAGAUGGCCAGUGCAGACUGGAAGGACCCGAGUGUGGAGGGAUCUCUCAGGCAAGGCACCAUCUCAAGCCAGCCUUUGCCCUUCUCAGCAUUAGGAGCCACGGAGAAGCCGGGCAUUGAGAUUGGUAAAGUACCACCUCCCAUCCCUGGUGGGGGCAAGCAGCUGCCCCCAAGCUAUGGGACAUAUCCAAGUCCUACGCCUCUGGGUCCAGGGUCAACAAGUUCCCUAGAGCGGAAGAAAGAAGGAAGCUUGCCCAGAUCUGGUGCAGGCCUGCCAACUCGCCAGAAGCCCACUCCACUGCCCUCGGCAGCCAGUGCACCCCAGCCAGGCUCCUCACAACAGAUUCAGCAGAGGAUUUCUGUGCCGCCAAGUCCCACCUAUCCGCCAGUGGGGCCGCCUGCAUUUCCAGCUGGAGACAGCAAACCUGAACUCCCACUGACAGUGGCCAUUAGGCCCUUUCUGGCUGAUAAAGGGUCAAGGCCACAGUCUCCCAGGAAAGGCCCUCAGACAGUAAAUUCAAGCUCCAUAUACUCUGUGUACCUCCAACAGGCCACACCACCUAAGAAUUACCAGCCACCGGUGCAUAGCACCUUGAAUAAGUCAGUUAAAGCAGUAUAUGGUAAACCCGUUUUACCGUCGGGUUCAACAUCUCCAUCACCAUUACCGUUUCUUCAUGGGUCCCUGUCCACAAGCACAUCGCAGCCUCAGUCGUCUUUAGAAUGUGCUGACAAAGAGGCAGAGCAGGAUGGCCAUGCCCCACCUACAGAUGGCAGCACUGUGGAGAGCCUGCCACGGCCGCUCAGCCCCACCAAGCUCACGCCCAUCGUGCACUCUCCAUUGCGCUACCAGAGCGACGCUGACCUGGAGGCCCUCCGCAGGAAGCUGGCCAAUGCACCCCGGCCCCUGAAGAAGCGCAGCUCCAUCACAGAGCCUGAGGGCCCUGGUGGGCCUAACAUCCAGAAGCUGCUGUACCAGCGCUUCAAUACCCUGGCUGGUGGCAUGGAGGGCACCCCUUUCUAUCAGCCCAGCCCCUCACAGGACUUCAUAGGCACCUUGGCCGAUGUGGACAAUGGAAAUACCAAUGCCAACGGAAACCUGGAAGAGCCCACCCCUCCGCAGCCCACUGCCCCACUCUCUGUUGAGCCUGCCCCUUCAUCAGAUGCCAAUGACAAUGAGUUACCUUCCCCUGAGCCAGAGGAGCUCAUCUGUCCCCAGACCACUCACCAAACUGCUGAGCCUACAGAGGAUAAUAACAACAACGUGGCCACAGUCCCUUCCACAGAACAGGUCUCAAGUCCUGUGGCUGAGGCACCAUCGCCAGGGGAAGAGCACGUUCCUCCACCAUCUCUUCCCCUUGUACACCCUCCUGCAGCCUCCACAAGCAAACGGACCAACCUGAAGAAGCCCAACUCUGAGCGAACAGGGCAUGGCCUCAGGGUCCGGUUUAACCCCCUGGCGCUGCUCCUAGAUGCUUCUCUGGAGGGAGAGUUUGACCUGGUACAAAGGGUCAUCUAUGAGGUGGAGGAUCCCAGCAAGCCCAACGAUGAAGGGAUCACCCCCUUGCACAAUGCCGUCUGUGCUGGCCACCAUCACAUCGUGAAGUUCCUGCUAGACUUCGGAGUCAACGUGAAUGCUGCUGACAGUGAUGGAUGGACACCGCUGCAUUGUGCUGCUUCCUGUAACAGUGUUCACCUCUGCAAACAGCUGGUAGAGAGUGGCGCUGCCAUUUUUGCCUCAACCAUCAGUGACAUUGAAACUGCUGCAGACAAGUGUGAAGAGAUGGAGGAAGGCUAUAUUCAGUGCUCACAGUUUCUGUAUGGAGUGCAAGAGAAGUUGGGUGUGAUGAACAAAGGCGUGGUGUAUGCUUUGUGGGACUAUGAGCCCCAGAAUAGUGACGAGCUGUCCUUCCAUGAAGGGGAUGCCCUCACCAUCCUGAGGCGCAAGGAUGAAAGUGAGACCGACUGGUGGUGGGCUCGCCUCGGUGACCGGGAGGGCUACGUGCCCAAAAACCUGCUGGGGUUGUAUCCACGGAUCAAACCCCGACAGCGAACACUCGCCUGAGCUUCCCUUUGAGCACUGCAAUGUCUUGCCAGCCACUAGGAACCACUGAAGAGAUUAUUUGGAGUCCCCAGGAAAGCCGAAGCUAGAAACGGUUUUAAUGGUGCUCACUUUAGCAGAUGGCAUCCACAAUGUGAAUCCCUGCAGUUCUGGGUGAGGCCCUUUUUCCAGUUUGCCUAUAACUGGGAGAGGUUACCUCCAAGAGGACUGAACUUUGCCAAUUACUGGAAACCCAAAUAAAUACCCAGCUUUCAAAACACUCACCCCUGUUGCCAAUAAGGAGCCCUAUAAUUAUCCCCUGGUUGGUUGUCAGUGAAGACAAAAGCUCUUACUGACUUGGCCCCAAGGCUGUCACUCAUUUUAGACAUCACCCCAGCAGUGAAUACCUACAGCUGUUGGGCCUGCCCCCAGCUACAGCCUUGCCCCAUUCCUAGGCUGGCUGCCACCAUCCCUCAUCCCUCUUUAUGCCCCAUCCUCCAACAUGAGUCUCUUCCUUUUGUCACCAGAGGAGGCCCUGUAGGGGACUUCUGUCUAGUACUGCCCAAUGUCUAUGUCCUUCAGUGACUGACCACCCUCCAAGGCCACUUGGGGUGUUCUGCUUCCUGUUCUGGUAUUGGUCUAGCUCACCCAAAGGCAAAUGUUGCCCGCUUGGUGCUGCACCGGGGCUUCUAUGCCAGGGGCCCCUGGACCCUUAAGACUAAAUGACCCAGUCCAGAGCACCUCAGCACGCACUCCCUCCUUCUCCAAGCUCACUGCUACCGUGCUGCAGGGUGUGGGUCUACUCCCCUUACCGCUGCUGGAGUUCUCUGAGUACAGCCACAUGCUGGAAUCCAGGGCACCAACGGGCUAAGAGUGGUGGGAGGUGUGGGCCUGUGUGAGCCACAGAGUGGGGUCCAAUCCAGGUUCCUGAAGGACGCAUAGUGUCAGGAGGGCCCGCUGAGAGACAGCAGCAAGCGCAGGAAAGCUGGAGGCAGGGGCCCCCCCAGCUGUGUCACAAUCAUCUAUGCCCUCAUUCCAGCCUCAGGGCAAGGCAGGCUCAUCCCUGAAGUAUGAAUUAUACAGACAGCCUUUUUAUAUACCCAAAGUAUUUUUUUGACUUAGACCAUUCAAAACUACCAGAACUACGUUGGAAAUGUCUUUCUCCUCAUUAAAAUAUAGGCCCUUAGCCUUUAUUUUUCAUGUAUGAGUCUCGUGUAUAAUUUAUGUACAAAUGUGUGUAUAGACUCAUUGAUACAGUAUUACAAUGCUGUAGUCAGUCACCUGACAUUGUGAAUAGUGUGGUGAGAAGUGACGCCCUUAUGGAGCAGCCUUGCUACAGGAACGUGGCCACUGCCAUCCCCAACACUGCUGAUGUUGUGUAAAUGUGCACAAUAAACUGCUGUCUCACCCAGAG
Molecule: messenger RNA, 5036 nt
Organism: Nycticebus coucang (slow loris)
Lineage: Eukaryota; Metazoa; Chordata; Mammalia; Primates; Lorisidae
Gene: PPP1R13B
Product: protein phosphatase 1 regulatory subunit 13B
Exons: 18
Coding region: 272-3646 (1124 amino acids)
Biological process (GO): apoptotic process; regulation of apoptotic process; negative regulation of cell cycle
Cellular component (GO): nucleus
Molecular function (GO): transcription factor binding; p53 binding
Source: RefSeq, a predicted model, not a curated record